This is a messenger RNA of Closterium sp. Naga37s-1, 1953 nucleotides long. Lineage: Eukaryota; Viridiplantae; Streptophyta; Zygnematophyceae; Desmidiales; Closteriaceae. The record is from the annotation of a GenBank genome assembly.
AUGAAUCCUAGAUUAUCACUGAGCAUCCCUAACAUCCCGAUUCUUGCCUCUUCCCCUUCCGCGUGGCCCCUCUUUCCCCGUGCCCCCCUUUCCCCCUGCCCCCUUUUCCCCGUGCCCCCCUUUCCCCGUGCCCCCCUUUCCCCGUGCCCCCCUUUCCCCGUGCCCCGCUGUCCGCAGGUUGCGGCCGAAAUGGACUGCGGCGAUCUGACGGAGUGUCCGGGGCUGGGGCAGUGCGUGGAUCCCGAUAAGCUGUGCGACAAGACGGCCAACUGCAAGGACAAGAGCGACGAGGCCGCGUGGUACUGCAACCCGCUCGACUGCUCCGACCCCGACACCACCGUGGAGUGCGUGGGAACGGACUAUUGCGUGAAGCCGACUCAAGUGUGCGACGGCAUCAUGCAGUGCCCGGGCGCCAUCGACGAGUCCCCGGGUUUCUGCCUCGACUACCGCAGCUCCAACUGCAACGAGGACCAGGUCAAGUGCACCGCUACGGCCGCGUGCACCAAGGGCUACAUGUGCGACGGCGUCGCCAACUGCCCCAAGAUCAAGAACGCGACGAGCGGAGUGCUGUACGCGCCGGAUGAGGACCCUAAGUACUGCGCCGCGUACUCGUGCCUGGACGGGUUCCAGAAGUGCAGCGACGAGCUGCAGUGCGUGCUGGUCGACGCUUUCUGCGACGGCAAGAAGGACUGCCUCGGUGCGUUCCCUCCCUUUCCUGCCUAUCUCGUGCCCUCUCUUCUGCGCCGCGUACUCGUGCCUGGACGGCCCUCCUCCCGCCCUCCUUCCCCCGUCCUCUCCCCCGUCCUCUCCCCCUCCUCCCCGUCCUCGUUUCCCCCUUCCAUCGCCGUUCUCGUUCAUCAACCUCUCUUCCUCUCGUCGUCCUGUCGUUUCGCCGUUUCCCACGUCCCCUUCACGUCCCUUCCCAUUUUCCCACUGCCUUACACCGACAAGGCCAAAGCAGCCUCUGAUGCCGCUAACGCCAAGGCAAGGCAGCUUCAGGCAGACGCCAACGCUGCUGGGACCGAAGCGGACAGGCUUCAGAGAGAGGCUAACAGUGCUGUGGGUACUGGCGCCAAGGCAAAGAAAGAUGCCGCUAAGAAGGCCCGGGCGGACGUUGCUACGAAACAGGCUGCUGCUGCCGACGCCAAGGCGGACGCUGACAGCAAGGAGAAGGACUAUGAGAGCGCGAAAGACACCGCGGAUAGGCUCCGGGAGAAGCUGAAGAAGGCGAUUAGCAAGGCGCAGAACUCGGGCAGCGUGAAGGCGUCGGGCGCCGCGGCGGAGAGGCUGACUUCGGCGGCAGAACGGGCCGCGCUGCAGAAGCAGAAGAAGCAGGAUGCGAUGAGUUUCGCGCAGAACCAGCGGCAGGCGAACAGGGUCAAGCUGUCUGCUAAAGCGGCUGAGGUGCUGAAUCGUGCGCGGGCGGCAAAGAGCUAUUGGGACAAGUCUGUGUUUACACUGGAAGGGCUGUAUAAUGAUACCCUGGAUGCAGAGGCGCUGCUUAAUAAGAUGAGCGAGCGGUACGAUAAUCUGACAAAUGAUAUUUCGCGGCUGAACCAGGAGAUUCGGAAGUAUCUGGCCACGGGGGAGAUGGAGCGGGUGCAGCUUCGGCAGAAGAAUGUUGCCCGAACCAAGAAGUGGCUCGACCAAACCAAGUCGGAUCGAGACGAGGCGUAUCAGGCGUACUUGGCAUCGAUGACUCUCCUGGAAGGCGGGGAGGGUGACGUGUCGCUGCGGAGAAAGAGGUACAUGCGGGUCGUGAAAGAGUCGAACAUUCUUAAUGGGAAGGACUUGACGGAUCAGUUGAUUAACGAUGGGUCUGAUGGCAGCACCGACAGUUCAGGUGAUACUUCAGGUGAUUCUUCAGGUGAUGGUUCGGGUGAUGGUUCAGGAGACGGCACGGGUGGAAGUGAUGGUUCCGGGGAUGGCAGUGGUGACCCAUGGCUGGGCUGA